Dreissena polymorpha is the source of this 6831-nucleotide messenger RNA. Its product is annotated as late secretory pathway protein AVL9 homolog. The transcript is spliced from 7 exons. The record is from RefSeq and is a predicted model, not a curated record. The coding region runs from base 19 to 651 and encodes 210 amino acids. Gene Ontology annotation, cellular component: cytoplasm. NCBI's taxonomy places the organism in Eukaryota, Metazoa, Mollusca, Bivalvia, Myida, Dreissenidae.
UUCAUCGGUGCAACCAACAUGCUCUUUCGACAGAAAAGACAUUUAACCGACAUUGUGGUCGAUGUAUCCGAACACAAAAUUGAGAUUAAUGACAAGGAAUUGCAGAAAAACCUCGUGUUGACGACUGCUGACCUACGAUUUGCCGAUAUUCUAGUCAAAGCCGUUUCGGAAUCUGUGGAAAAUGGCUACUUUGAUGGCACUGAAUGGGAAGGAAAUGAUGAAUGGCUCAGGGCCCAAUUUCGGGCCUACCUUGCAGGGAUGCUGGCCUCGAUAAAAUCUGAAGAUCCAAAACUCCUAGAAGAUUACGGCAUCUCGUUUAUACAGUGCUGGAAAACAACCCACAACUACAAAGUGUGGUCUAGUGCGGAACGUCCAGGACUGAAGACCUUGGAAGCUGGACACCCCUGUCAGGGCAACUUAAGUGUGGCUGAUAUUAAAAUGAGAUUUUCACAUACCAUGCACAAUACCGAAGGUGGAAAGAAGAUAAAUGCAGCUGUGACUCAAACUGGGAAAUAUGUAGUGCAAACUGGGAAAGCUGUCGGGGGUGCACUCAACCAGGCCAAGACCUCAAUAUCCUCCUGGUUUUCCACAUGGAAAUCCGGCAACAACAAUGACGAGAAGGAGAAAGGCCAGGAACCCUCUUUAUCUUAGAAGAUAAUUGAGUCUCGCUUGACGAGGAUGACAAGGAGAAAUGCGAGGAACCCUCUUGAUCUUAGAAGAGUCUCGCGUUACGGAAACCAGGCUGAAUGCAUGUUUGUUAAGUGUUGUCCCAGAUUAGCCUGUGCAGUCUGCAAGGCUAACUAGGGAAGUAUCUUUCCACUGUUUAUGCCCCUGGUAGGGUGGCAUAUAGCAUUUGAACUGUCCGUCAGUAUGUCAGUCAGUCUGUCCGUCCGUCUGUCCGAAAAAAACUUUAAAAUUGGCCAUAACUUUUUCACUAUUGAAGAUAGCAACUUGAUAUUUGGCAUGCAUGUGUAUCUCAUGGAGCUGCACAUUUUGAGUGGUAAAAGGUCAAGGUCAAGGUCAUCCUUCAAGGUCAAAUGUCAAAUUUAUGGCGUCUGUCCGUUCGAAAACUUUAACAUUGGCCAUAACUUUUUCACUUUUGAAGAUAGCAACUUGAUAUUUGGCAUGCAUGUGUAUCUGAUAAAGCUGAACAUUUUGAGUGGUGAAAGGUGAAGGUCAAUGCCAUCCUUUAAGGUAAAAUGUUAAAUAUAUGGCGUCUGUCCGUCCGAAAUCUUAAACAUUGGCCAUAACUUUUUUAAUAUUGAAGAAAGCAACUUGAUAUUUGGCAUGCAUGUGUAUCUCAUGAAGCUGCACAUUUUGAGUGGUGGAAGUUCAAGGUCAAGGUCAUCCUUCAAGGUCAAAGGUCAAAAAUAUUUUUUUUUAAAUCAAACAGCGUUCUCAUGAAGCUGCACAUUUUGAGUGGUGGAAGGUCAAGGUCAUCCUUCAAGGUCAAGGUCAUCCUUCAAGGUCAAAGAUAAAAAAUUUAUAAAAAUUCAAAGCGGCGUUCUCAUGAAGCUGCACAUUUUGAGUGGUGGAAGCUCAAUGUCAAGGUCAUCCUUCAAGGUCAAGGUCAUCCUUCAAGGUCAAAGGUAAAAAAAAUAUUAAAAAAUUCAAAACGGCGUUAUCAUGAAGCUGCUCAUUUUGAGUGGUGGAAGUUGAAGGUCAAGGUCAUCCUUCAAGGUCAAGGUCAUCCUUCAAGGUCAUUUUUUUUAUUCAAAGCGGCAUUCUCAUAAAGCUGCACAUUUUGAGUGGUGAAAGUUGACGGUCAAGGUCAUCCUUUAAGGUCAAAGGUCAAUUUUUUUUAUUUUUUUUUCAAAGCAGCACAAUAGGGGGCAUUGUGUUUCUGUCGAACACAUCUCUUGUUUUUUUCAUUAACACAAAGUCUCUUCUUUGGGUUUAUUGUACCCCCACUAAACAAAGUUUAGGGGGGUAUAUAGGAGUGAGCUUGUCUGUCGGUAGGUCUGUCUGUCGGUCUCUCCGUGUCCCCUCUUUAAUUCAAGUAGAUUUCAUCCGAUCUUCAACAAACGUGGUCAGAAUUUGUAUCUAGAUGAUGUCUAGGCCAAGUUUGAACAUGGAUCUUUCCAGGUAAAAAACUAGGUAACGGGAUCACUUAGUGCGUUUUAAACACUGAGUAUUGUGUAAGAUCUAUAAUUCAAGUAACUUUCAUCCGAUCUUCAUCAAACUUGGUCAGAAGUUGUAUCUAUAUGAUGUCUUGGUCAAGUUCGAAUAUGGGUCAAAAACUAGGUCACUGGUUUAUCUGAGACUGAAAGUGUAGUAUCUGAUUAUCCUGUGGGGACUGCACAGGCUAAUCUGGGACAACACUGCACACAAGCAUGAACCCUUUCAGUGCGGGAACCGGAUUUUGAAGGCCUUUGCAAACAGUUUGGAUCCAGAUGAGACGCCACAGAACAUGGCGUCUCAUCAGGAUCCAAACUGUUUGCUAUUCUGAUAGUGUUCUUUGAAAAAAAUCGAAUAAAAUGCUAAUUUUAGAAAUUCAGCAGAAGACAUUUUAGCAGACGACAAAUUUCCCAGCAUGCAAAGGGUUAAGAAUCAAUAUACUCAUCAUACAGCGUCCCAUUUACCCAGCAGUACAACAUUUGACAUCGCAUUGCAGUAGUGGAGUUACUGAUUGUCAGUGUGCCAUUAAACCUUCAGAAAAGUGUAUGUGAUGCAACAGAUGUAAGUCACUGUGAAUGACAACCUUUGAUUGUUCUGCUCAUCCGGCAGUGUUGCGUUUACACGUUUGUUUUCAGUCAAUCAACAGAGCAAUUGUCAAUAAACUGUUUGUGUAUUAAAAGGACUUCUGGGCAUGAUAAUAACUAUGUUCAUAUUAUCUUGGUUUAUCAUUUAAAUAAUCAAGUCAUCAUUAACUUUAAAGGACAGAGUGGUUUACUUUUUUAUAUUGAACUGAAAUUGUAAACAUACAUUUAUUAAGAACUACUAGGAUGACAUGUCCUCCUGCAGUUUACAACAACAAAUCAGGAUGUAUCCAUUUAUCGAUGUUGCCUCAUUUUGAAUGUAUUUGGCCGCAGCAUAAAGUGUUGGUUAUUGUAACUUUACCUAGAACCAUCAUUUAUAACGUGUCUACUUUAGUCACAAAGCUGGGUGACAGAUUCCUUUGACAUAAACGAUGUGUAAAUUUCUCAUCUUUCCUCAUCUUGCAUGUAUUUGGUCGCUGCAUGGAGUUUCGAUUGUUAUUUGUUAUUUGACCCAGAACCAUCAUAUUGUACUUGUUUUUUCAAGUCACUUAGCAAGGUUACAGAUUCCUUUGGCAUCUGUUAUAUAAUCUAUGUAAGGAUUACAACUUGGCCUUUCUAUGUGUUUCCCUUUACUUUACUUUUCUGUCUUUAUCCAAUGCAUCGGCAACUGUUUGUAUGUCUUAUAUAUAUAUAUAUAUAUAUAUAUAUAUAUAUAUAUAUAUAAAUAUAUAUGUUCAUGGUUAAGUAAAACUGUUGGCCUUCAACUAAUUGGUCCCUUGUCAAUGACUGUACAAAUUACUAGUAUGCCAACAAAUAUUAGUAUAACAUAGGACACAGCUGAAGCUGUCUUCAUUGUCAUGACAACAUGUUUAUUCGUCAGUGUUCUAUUGACAAGAUCUAUGCAUAAACGUAACAGUUAUGUUGGUAAGGGAAAACCUAAGAAACCAACCCCAGUUUAUUUCUGGUCCCAUAUCUACGAACAUAAAUUGCUUAUCGACCAAUCGGAUUGGGAGCUCAUUGGUCAAUUUUGCAUUUUAUUAUUUGUAUUGAUUUUUAGAACAUUAUUUGCCUUUGGGGUCAUAAUUCCAGUUUUGCCUUUGGGGUCAUAAUUCCAGUUCCAGAGAUUAUGUUUAAUAGCUUAUGUAUAGCUCAACGACUCAAUUGAUAUCUGGUAAACAUUUAGAACACAAGUUAUAAUCUUUGGAAGAGCACAGUUAUUGUAAUAUAUGUCCUUAAACGUUGACUUAACCUCAGAAACAUUGGUAAAUCAAUAGACAAAAACAACCACAGCCAUUUGUUCAUUUACUACAUAUGUUUAUGUCAUUGAUCUCAAGAAGGUAGGACGCAUGGUCAAACUUAUUUUAUAACCAGUGAAGAUUUAGCUAGCAUUUGUAAGUCUUACCAUAUACAAAAUCGUUGUAAAGCUUGAAUGUAAUGACUUGAUCGAGAAUAUUGUAUUCCAAAUAGAUUCAUCACCCAAAGAGAAAUUGCACAAAAGUAGUGCGGUGUUAACUCCGCCCACGAAGGGUUUGGGUUAGGGGUUAAUUGAUGUGUAAUAUCUCUUUAGUAUCUGUUAUUUGUGUCGUAUCUAUCUGGAAAAUAAUGCCACCCUGACUUGAUGCACUGCCACAAAGGUGUGAUCUUUGGCUAUAAUGUGCCUUUUGAUAUAGUAUUAUGAGUAUAUUAGAAUAAUAACAGCAUGCACAUUAUGAAAUAUGUUUAUUGAAGUGUUUACUUCAUUCACUAGCUUCUUCUUGAGUCAUGGUAGAGUAGGGACUUAAAGUGAUACGAUUUAUUUUCUACCGAAAAGAAUGAACUGGAAUUUUUUUUUUUUUUUAAAUCCUGUUCUCAGCAGCUUUUAACCUGAUAUUCUUCAAAGUUUUAACUUCAGGCGCUAGUUUGUGAUCAACAUAAGUAAAGAAUUAAAACACUGGAUGUUGUCCGAAAAGUAACAACUUCAAACAAUGCAUGUGGGAAUCUGUUUCAAGAGUUUGAUCAUUUGUCCAAAAUAAAUUAUGAAAUGCUUGCGUGAAUUGGUUAAAACCCAGUGGUGAACGCUAUAUGAAGACUUAUUAAGCAAAUAGCCAAGCCGCAUUCAUACACUGUUUUUAGUUUACCGGUAUCUGGGCAUGAAGUGCUCAAGUAUGAGCCAUUCUUCGGUCAAAUUUGGUUGUCAGUAGUAUUCAUCUAUGUUACGUAAAUGAAGUCAUCAAAUCAAACUUUGAAUAAGUGUUCAUUUGAAGGUCUUUUUCAAAAAAACGUUAUUUGACAUUUAGUAUUAAUGGUUUGUGCUUAAGGAUUAUUGCUUUAAUUCAAAUUGCUGCAUGAACACAAUAUAUUGGUAGAUACAUGUAGUAUAUAAGUAAUUUGCACUACUGAAUGUCUUGUUUUGUUAUAGUUUUGUUAAUAAUUAGCUUACACGUUAUUUACCUACAUGCUAUGAUGUUUUCAAUGUGUUCAUUAGGACGCUCUUUUCCAUGAGACUUAUUUUGAUACUUAAAAAUUGGCCUUAUAGUGUUAUUUGCUUGCGCUUUUAGGUCCUUGUACAGUAAGUCUUAUAUUCUUAUUGCUGUGUAAACACAAUAUAACGAUAUUAAUAUAUUUGCACCACUGAACUUAUUCGUUUUUGUAUUGUUAUGUUAAUUAUAAGCUUGCAAGUUAUGUAAUUAUGUGCAUACAUUGUUUAAAACAUGAUUAAAGCAAAUGUUAUUGCGACAUUAUAUGCACAUUUUUGGGUAUUUAUGUGUAUUUAAUUAUUUGUAUAAUGGUUUGUUUGUAAAAAACAUUUCAUGCAGAAACUGCAUGUUCACAAAUUACUAGCAUAUCUGAAAAGAAAUAGAAUAUCUCUGAUUUAUGACAUUUGAAAAUUAUGUCAAUAAUUUGUGUUGUAAAGUAGGCUGAACGUUUAAUUAGGCCCAUAUUAACCCAUUUAUGCCUAGUGUCUAGAAAAAAGGCAUUGGCAAACAGGUCUGCACUGUUUGCUUAAAAGAAUUUCUGUAAGAAAUAUUCUAAAUAUAGAAAUAAAUAUAAAAAAAAUCACUAGACAUCCCUAAUUUAAAAAAUAAAUUGAUCCAAUUUAGAAGGAUGGGAGAGUCCACUAGGCAUUAAUGGGUUUAAAACUAAAAUAAAUAUAAAUGGUUGUGACCAACCUAUUAUUAUACAAGAAUGUAGUUCAAUUUCUUCGAAAAAUGUUGUGUUUUUGGCCUAAUGUUGUGUUUGCAUAUAAGGUAUGGUCAAAGUUAAACACUUAAAUACCUCUCAAAUUUAUUUCUAAAAAAAAAAUUAUAUAUAUAUAAUACCAACGUACAUUUAAGACAGACAAAUAAUCGUACUUUUUAAACACAGUAAUAUUAAUUAGAUUUUAUUCUUUGGAAAAGGUUUAAUAAAUAUGCAUCUUUGUAAGUAACAGUCCCUCGUGAAUUGAAAGAAAUUUAGAAUCCCAGUGUAAUAACCUAGGCAAGAUAGAAAAUAAAUAUUUCCCAAAUAUAUCGAUACAAAUAGCUGGGGACGAAGCAGCUAGAAUUUUUCUUUCAAUAUCUUUUUUUAAACAUGUAUAUUGAUUAUUGUUAAAAGCAUUUAUUAUGCCCCCAGUAGGGUGGCAUAUAGCAGUUGAACUAUCAGUCCGUCUGUAUGUCUGUCAGUCUGUGCGUCAGUCCGAAAACUUUAACAUUGGUCAUAACAUUUGCAAUAUUGAAGAUAGCUACUUGAUAUUUUGCAUGCAUGUGUAUCUCAUGGAUCUGCACAUUUUUGGUGAAAGGUCAAGGUCAUCCUUUAAGAUCAAAGGUUAAAAGACAAAAUCCUAGGAAAGUAACAAGCUUUAAGGGGAGAUAAUUUAUAUUUUAUAUCAUUUACAGGUACAGAUCAUUUUUCACAAGGGAAGUUAUAUUUUUUAAAGUGAUAUAAUCAAUUUUGUUUAUUAUUUCAAAUCGGCGCAGUAGGGGGCAUUGUGUUUCUGACAAAUAUCUGUCUUGUUUCAACAUGUAUUUCUGGAAUUGUUCAUUUGUUCAAGAUUUAUGUAUUUAUAAUUAUCAAUCAAAUAAGUAUACUCAGUUAUAAAUUGCGUUGUUUAUUUCAAAACUGAUCAAUUUCAAUGUGACAUGUGGCUAUGUGCAAUAAAGCUACCAUUUCUAUU